Messenger RNA from Girardinichthys multiradiatus, 5425 nucleotides. RefSeq lists its product as uncharacterized. The record is from RefSeq and is a predicted model, not a curated record. The transcript has 34 exons. Lineage: Eukaryota; Metazoa; Chordata; Actinopteri; Cyprinodontiformes; Goodeidae. The coding region runs from base 1 to 5088 and encodes 1695 amino acids.
AUGGCCCAUGAAAGGGACAUCGGUCAACAAAACAAGGAAGGUCUGCACUGUCAGCCAGGUUUCUACUGUCCUCCAGCCAGCUUUGGUCCAGUCCCCUGUCCUAAGGGCACAUACGGGCCAACUGCUGGAGCUGUGUCUGAAGAGAGCUGUCUGAAGUGUCCUCCACACCACUACUGCCCUCGACCAGGCUUGUUAUCCCCCCUGGCCUGUGGUCCUGUGGCUCUCCAGCCUUUGUCUGGCCAGGAUGUUUGCAUCUGCCCACGAGAGGGACAGAGUUUUCAGAGCACCGACAGCAGCUGCUUCUGCACCAUUGGAUAUCAACCCACCAGUGACAGAGAAAUGUGUGUGCAGCAAGUGUACAGUGUCUGCAGAGAUGGGAAAUCUCGCACACAAUAUGGGGAAUGCUUGGACCAGAACCAGUGGUCGCUUCACUGCAAAGAUGAGGUAUGCCAAAGUGCAGAGGACUACCGUGGUUAUGACAGGGAGCUGGGUUUGUGUGUUUGCAAAGAGCCUCCUGGCAGAGCUGCAUGUGGAGGCCUAUGCAAGAGGAAGCCAGCUAGCCAUCUGAAGCUCCAGUGCACAUAUGAUCAAGAUAUGGCUCUGACAUGGAGCUAUGAAAGUCAGGUGUCAAGCAUCUCAGGCAGUGUGCUGAAGACAGUUUUUGAAAUGUGGGAUUCUCAAGGGACUCUGCAGUGCCACAGUCAUCACAAAUCCUUACGUCCGGUCUAUAUUGUUCAGACAACAGAGGCGGGAUUCUUUGGCCUCCUCAGUGGCCUCCCAGAGGAAAUUCAGCACCUGUUUCCAGACACCAAACAAAGCUCAGGCGAAGACAAUUAUGAGGUCUUGGAUGAGGUCAAUGGCGUGGGAAAUAUCAGUGAUGCAAUAAGGGAACUUCAUUUCAGAGAGUGGAACAAAGACUUGAGUGAUAUUGAGAAACAGAGUCUAAGUAGAAUUGGAGUUCUCAACCCGACAACAUGUCUCCAUCUGGGGGAUAUUUUACUGUUCACCGUCAACACAGACCAUUACCCCCUGUAUGAUGUUGAAAGUCUCUACAACACCAACAGCAAUUUUGACUGGGGCACAUUCAGGCUGCUGGAACAAAAGCUGAUGCUGUCCUGGACUCCUCCUACCUUCUUUUCGGUGGUCUUCAGCCAACCUGGAGUUUACGUCUUCACACUUAGCAGCAAUAAUCAUAAACACAUGAUUAUGUUCCAGGAGUAUGGGUGGCCAGAAAAGCAGCCAAUCAAAGCGAGGUAUCGGUCGUUGCAGCUGGUCUACCAAAUGGAUGACUAUGCAUCAAAAGGCUCAAGGAUUUUCACAAUUAGGAAGACCCAUCGAAAUCAACAAGCUAGACUAAUGAAGGACUCCAUUCAGCCAGCACCCUGCCCAGAUGUCUUAAAUGAGUUCUGGGAUUACGAACACCAGGUGGAUUUGGAGGCUUUCAGCAGCAACACCUUCUAUGGCCUCUUGCUCAAACAAAGCCUGUCUGUCACUACAAGGCUGGGACAAAUCACAACUGAGGUAAAGGAGAUGUAUCAGGGAGUCCUUGGGAAAUUACAGCUACUCCACCCAGGCGUAAUUGCUGAGGAGAGGGUGGGGGAAGGUUACAAGAGGAUGAAGAAAGAGAUGGAGAAAGAAGUGGGGCGACGGAGGUCUUUGGCCUCCCAUCUACAAACUUUGCUUGACAAUCAGCUUGAGGUUCUGAGGCGAGAACAGCAGGUCAAGCGGCGGCUCUACAGUGUGUCCACAACGCGACUCAGGGAGUGCACCAGACUGCUGUCUAAGAUUUCCAACAGCAACCAAUCCUCGUGUGAGCAAAUUUUGUCCCAAAGGCUGACGUCCCUUGUGGAUGAAAUGGGGGAGCUGGUGGCAGCAGAGUGCCUCCGUCAGGGAGCGUGGGGGCUGUUGGGUGAAGGUACAGGAGCCAAGCUUCUCUGCCCUGACACAGGAACCGUUCUGACCAAAGACGACUUCUUUGGGCCUGACGGGUCUUUGCGUGUCCCUGCUGCAGUUCACUGUGAUCCAGUCACCAGGCUCAUAAGGCCAAAUCCUCACAGCCACAUGUUGCUGAGCAGCGGCCAAACCAUGGCAGUGCCGUCUGAUUAUUUCAUUCACCCACAGACUGGCAAAGUUUUACCCAUCGUUGGCAACGUGGCCUAUGAUCCUGUCAGUUCUACGUUAGUGGUUACCACUGAUCUUUGCACAGGUGACGUCGGAAAGUGGGAGAGUCCCCUCCUUCCCUUCCUCCCUUAUCCCACCUCCUGCCAUUCGCAGCAACACCUGCCUUGCAUUAGUCUCAAAGGCCUAAAACCAGGACAAAGGCUGCAGCUGGGCAUGCCCAUGGCAGAUCCAGACACAGGUGUCCCAGUACCCACCCUGGCAGUAACUAUCCACCCACAGACUGGAUUAGUUUACCCACUGGGAAGGCUACAAAUCUGCCCACUGUCCCGCCUGCUGCAGCCAAUACAAAUUGGGUAUCCCAUGCUGGACUCCAGGACAGGGAACAUUGUGCUCACUGUUGGGGUCAGUUUAGAUCUGUUAACAGGAGACAUACAGCCAGUAGGUGGAGCACUACUGGGUGAGGUCUUCACUGAACCUCUGAGUGGGCGAUUGGUUAGAAUCGGAGGGGCCACCAUUAGGGCCGGACAGCUGGCGCUCCAUGCAGGAGGGUACCAAACUUUACUGGACAGCAAGGUUUUAGCUGAAAUGUAUAAAACGUUAGACCUCCUGAAGCCGCUAACUGAUGAAUGGAGUUCAGAUCCAGCUCUGCAAAAUAUGCAGAGCCAUCCAGGCAACGAACACAUAAGUGGCCGACUAGAUGAUCUUGUAACUGCGAGCAAGGAGCUUGAGCAGGCCUGGGGAAGGAGUCUGCACUGUGGGCUGCAGCUAUGCUCCAGGUUUGAGAUGCUGCUUGACUGGGCUCUGGGUCUCCAGCAGGAUGGUGGGACACUGGGUGAAAUGCCUCUGCCAGAUUCAGAUAUGUGUCUGCCAGCUCUCGUGGGGAUGGAGUAUCCUGAUCCUAUGGGAUCUGGUCUAAGUGUUCCUGUGCUUGGAUGCGAGAGGGAUCCUGUCUCUGGGAAUACAAUACCUUUGGCAGGAACUAUGGAGGAUCCAAAAGGAAAAGGCCUGGUGGCAAUUCGUUAUGGAGCUCAGGCUGUGGAUCCAGUUACUGGGUUAUGGGCCCCAGUGGUUGGAGCAAGGCUGGAUGUGUCCAGGAAAAACAUUGUACCUGUGACAUCUUCAUUCUGGCUGAUGAUGGCAGACAGACCUGAUGGUGUACAGGUGGAGGCACUGCAGAGAGAAAUGUGUGUGAGAAACACAUACUGGCAGCAGCAGAGGCAGCGUGAGGAAGAUAUCCUCACUGAUCUGGACAUGACUUUAUUCCAGCAUCUCUUUAGAUUCACAGAUGCACAUUCCCAUCAGGUCCAGUGGUUAGGGAAGCAGCUGAAGGAGGCAGCUGCUGAGUUGCAGAAUAAUGCACAAACUGAGGUCCAGAGGAGAGCAGCUCAGUGCUCAUUCUUGGCUCUGGUCCUGCCCCCAAAUGUCUUACACAUCUUAUCAUUUGGCGAUGAAGAGGAAUGGGACCAGCAGUGUGCAUGGCACUCAGCGUUUAUGUCAGGCCUUGAUAAGCUGGAUGUGUGCAUGGAUCAGCUGGAAGAAGACAAUAAGAAAAGGGCGUCCCAGCCAGGGGAGUGGUCUACAAACCUCCAUGUGAUGGAUAGAGAGCUGAGACACAGAGAAAUGUGGGAGCAGUGUCAUUCCACACAGACAGAGGUGGAUUCUGCUGUCACUUUGGUCCAUUACGGCAGACAUGUUGCUCAGCUACGUGCCAACACUGCCCAGGCAGUACUUUGUGGACACUUUUGGUUCAAGGACUAUGGCUUGGUCCAGUGCAGUGAAAAUAAGCCAAACAUUACCAUGAUGGCUCUGCUCCAACAGAGGGCUGUACCUCUGCUUGAAAAACUGAAUCUGAUCCUGGAAGGAAAGCCUCCAACAAGCCUGUCCUCCAACAUCUGCAACCAGCACAUCUCUGACUUGUCCAGAAAGCAAGAGUUUUGCUUGGAGAUACCUUUAAGAGUGUGGACAGCCUCCGAGCCAGUGGUGAAAGGAAACUCAACCCAGUCACUGGGAGAACCUGCAAAUGUUGCUCAGUCCAAGGAGGAUGCCGUUCUUCAUAUGUGCUCACAACAACAGACUGCAUCCUCUAGUGUUCCCUCACAUGCAGAGAGUCAGCAGAUAAAGGGACCUGUUCAGUCUACGCAUAUGGCUGUUGCCACUAUUCCAGAGGAGCAAUGGAAAAGGCUGGUGGAGCUCUCUCCUCUAUUCCAGCUGUUAAAGGAUUUGGAGCUACAGCUGAAGACCUGGGCUGGGAAGGCCGGUUUUCUUGGACAGGAACUAAAUAACAGAGGAAACGGUUUUGUGGAUGUCCUGGAUGCUCAGUGGGAAUGUGAGGGAGAGCUGAUCCCUUUGGACCUGUCAGUCCUCAACCCCAGAGAGUUCCUGGUCUACCAGCAUGGGUUAUUCCUUAUUAACACACUGCAUAAUCUAACACUGACUCCAGUCAUUUCUCUUCAGAUAGCAGCGAGCCUGCCAAACAACAACUAUACCAACAAUGCCUUCAGGAAUUCCUUCUUUUAUCAGGAGGCAGAGGAGACGCUCUUUGUGCGCCGCCAGAGGUUGCAGUCUGUCGGCGGUUUCUCUCUCAUGCUCCUUCACUGUCUAUCACACAUCAAAACUAAAGAAAUGGGCUCAGACUUUACUCCAGCCUUCCAGAGACUUUUCUUCAAGACUUUACAGAGCUGUCUACGAGAGCUCUUUCAGGCCAGAUUGAGCAUCCGUUCUGGACAGGAAUCAAGUUUGUGUGUUGGGUUUCAGGAGCAGGAUCACCUAAAGGAGGCUUUGUCAGACCACCAUGCGGUCUCACUGCUUCAUAGGCUUCAUAAACCAUUCAGAGGAUUACUGUCUGAAGAUGAGGUAGAGAAAAUGCAAAUGAAACACAGAGAAGCAUCUUUGUUCUCGCAUCUUGAAGGACUUCUGAGGGAGAAGAGCUCUGAGGCCAAAGACGGACUGGAGGACCAGACUGGCUGAACCAACAUCCUUCAUGAUUCCUUGCUGGUUUAAGGUGUAACCUAUACUGUUCCUAAUCGCCGGAUUAUCACACCUGCAUUCAUUGUCAUUCUCCACUUUCAUCUCAGCAUAUCAGCAUAUCUGGUUGUUGUUGUUCUUUGCUGGUUCAUCUGUUUCUUGCUGUUCUAGUCUGUGUGGUGUACGUUUGGCCUCAUUGUCUUCCCUCCAUGUUCCUGGUUUGUUUUUGGAUUUAUUUAUUUCCAUGAUCUUCGGUUUAUGUUUUAAGGUUUUUGGACCUUGGACUUUGUUUUAGUAAGUUUAAAUUUGUAUCAUUAAACAUCUUUACUGUUUGCUCUAA